AUGAGAGGUGUGGAGAAAUUAAGGAAAUUAGUGGAGCGAGCAAAGAGCUUUGUAAUAUUGCAGGGGCACAAUAUUUGGAAGUUGGGUAAAGAUGAUCCACGUAGAGUGAUCCAUUCGAUCAAGGUUGGCCUUUCUUUGACACUGUUGUCGUUGAUAUAUCUAUUGCAGCCGUUGUUCAAACAAAGUGGCGUGCUAAAAGAUAUUGCAGACAAUGUAUUAUGGGCACUGAUGACUGUUGUGGUCGUGCUUCAGUUUACUGCUGGGGCAACCUUCUGCAAAGGAUUCAAUCGAGGAUUAGGGACUGUGUCAGCCGGAUUAUUGGCAUUUCUUAUGGAAUUUAUUGCUACUGAUUGUGGGACAGUAUCCCGAGCUAUUAUCAUAGGCUUGGCCGUGUUUGUGGUUGGGGCGACAGCUACGUAUAUAAGAUUUCUGCCUUAUUUAAAGAACAAUUAUGAUUAUGGUGUAGUGACCUUCGUCUUGACCUUCAAUCUAAUUGCUGUUUCAAGCUACCGUGUGGAUAGUGCAUUGAAGAUUGCACGAGAUCGCUUUUAUGCUAUUGCUAUUGGUUGUGCUGUCUGCCUUAUCAUGUCUGCACUGGUCUUCCCCUACUGGUCUGGGGAAGACCUUCAUAAUUCCAUAGUAAAUAGACUUGAAGGAUUAGCCGAGGCAGUUGAAGCAUGUGUCUCUGGAUACUUCAAUAACGAAGCACCGGAUAUAAAUGAAGACGACCCUGAAGAAGAUCCUGUUUGCAUGGGUUAUAAAGCUAUCCUGGACUCCAAGUCUACUGAUGAGACCAUGGCAGGACAUGCAAGCUGGGAGCCCAGGCAUUCAAGACAAAAUCGUUUCCCUGGGAAACAAUAUGUGAAACUGGGAGGCGUCAUUCGCCAGUUUUCAUACACAGUGGUUGCUCUUCAUGGAUGUAUAAAAACUGAAAUCCAGACUCCGAGACAUGUCCGGGCCCUCUUCAAAGAUCCAUGCACUCGCGUUGCUGAUGAAGUAUCAAACGCGCUUAAUGAGCUAGCCAAUAGCAUAAGGAAUCGUUGCCAAUGCUCUCCAGAGAUACUCUAUGAUCAUCUACAUGAAGCGCUGACAGGCCUUAACACGGCCUUCAAAGCUCAGCCAAGGCUUUUUAUUGGUCCAGCAACUGAUCAAACAAGCGACAUGCUGCUAGCCAAAGCCGCUGCAGUGGCUGCCAGUGACGCUGAUAAGUACCUGUCAAGCGUAAAAACAGACUCAGCUGCACUGCUGUCUGAAUGGAGAUUAUCUAAAAGAGCUUCCAAUGGAGUCAAGUCAGCUGAUAAGAAAACGCUUAAACCGACACUGAGCAGGAUCACAAUUACUAGUCUCGAGUUCUCAGAAGCGCUUCCCUUUGCUGCUUUUUCUUCUUUGCUAAUAGAGAUUGUGGCAAAGCUGGAGAUAGUCAUUGAGGAAGUUGAAGAAUUGGGUAAAAAAGCUAAAUUUAAGGAGAGUAAUCAAGGGGAUAAUGUGACGGUGACUGUUCAAACACCUCAAACAGAGGAUCAGACGACCACUCCUGAUUCCUGA
Molecule: messenger RNA, 1545 nt
Organism: Daucus carota subsp. sativus
Lineage: Eukaryota; Viridiplantae; Streptophyta; Magnoliopsida; Apiales; Apiaceae
Product: aluminum-activated malate transporter 12
Exons: 6
Coding region: 1-1545 (514 amino acids)
Biological process (GO): malate transport
Cellular component (GO): plant-type vacuole membrane
Source: RefSeq, a predicted model, not a curated record